Messenger RNA from Meloidogyne enterolobii, 906 nucleotides. The record is from the annotation of a GenBank genome assembly. NCBI's taxonomy places the organism in Eukaryota, Metazoa, Nematoda, Chromadorea, Rhabditida, Meloidogynidae.
AUGCCUUAUCAAAGUAAUUUUGAUUAUUUGGAUGCUCUUUGUUUGAAUGAUCAAUUAACUGAAGAUGAGCGAACACUUAGAGAUCAAGCUAGAAUUUAUUGUACUGAAAGAUUAAUGCCUAGAGUUACACAAGCUUUUAGAGAAGAAAAAUUUGAUCCAACAUUGAUUCCAGAACUUGGUAAAAUGGGUUUUCUUGGCGCGCCUUAUAAAGGUUAUGGAUGUGCGGGUGUUUCUUCUGUCGGUUAUGGAUUACUUACAAGAGAAUUGGAACGUGUUGAUAGUGGAUAUCGUUCAAUUAUGAGUGUACAAACAUCUUUAGUUAUUGGGCCUUUAUUUCAAUAUGGUAGUGAAGAACAAAAACAAAAAUACAUUUCUUCAUUGGCUAGUGGUGAGAAAAUUGGAGCUUUUGGCAUUACAGAGCCUAAUCAUGGGUCUAACCCUGCAGGGAUGGAAACUAAGGCUGUUUGGGAUGAAAAAGAAAAAGUUUACAAACUAAGCGGUGCAAAAUCCUGGAUUUCAAAUUCACCAGUUGCCGAUAUUUUUAUCAUUUGGGCUCGGAGUGAUAAACACGAAAAUGCUGUUAAAGUGUGUUUUCUCAAUCAAAAAAUAAAAAAAUUAUUUUUAAAAAUUUGUAAGGGUUUUAUUUUGGAAAAAGGAAUGCCUGGCUUGGAAACACCCAAAAUUGAAGGGAAAAUAUCUUUAAGAACUUCAAUUACUGGACAAAUUUUAAUGGAUGAAGUUGCUGUACCUGAAGAGAAUUUAUUGCCUGGAGCAACCGGACUUAGCGGGCCUUUUGGUUGUUUAAAUAAUGCAAGACUUGGAAUUAGUUGGGGAGCGCUUGGAGCAGCUGAAGCUUGUUUUCAGGCUGCCAGGGAUUAUGCUAUGGAUAGGUGGGUGGAAAAUUAA